Melampsora larici-populina 98AG31 is the source of this 1062-nucleotide messenger RNA. RefSeq lists its product as uncharacterized. Lineage: Eukaryota; Fungi; Basidiomycota; Pucciniomycetes; Pucciniales; Melampsoraceae. The record is from RefSeq and is a predicted model, not a curated record. Bases 1 to 1062 code for a protein of 353 amino acids. The transcript is spliced from 5 exons.
AUGUCCAGCGACAUUCGACAACCGAUCGAGAUCCUCGCGGCGCCUGCAACUUCAGUAUCUAAGCAGACCCGAGCAAAAGUGAUACUUCCUUCCGAGAUCACGGCUCUCACAGACGAUGAUCUGUACAAAUUGAUCAAGGAGACUCAUUACAAGCGAUACAACUCACCAGCAGAUCUUGCUAAACUGUAUGCUAGAAAAUCAGUUGUACCCGAUAGCGAGCUUGUUAAAUCACUUAUCUACUCAGGUUCACGAAAUGCAACCAUUGAGGUUAUGAAAAUUAUAAGCGAAGCACAAGGAACACCAAAAGGACAUAUGGAUCCAAAUAGUACAUUGGGGUUAAAUAGGGUAGAGCAGGUUGAUGAUCGUGGUGUAAUGACAGAUGACAAUCUAAUGGAUACCUAUUCAUUCACACCAAUAUGUCUGCGUGUCGCUCUUUCACUUGGAAAUACAAAGGAUGAUCCACGUGUCCUAGAAGAACAGGAUCAAGAAAGAAAUGCCGGGUUUCCUCAAUGCCAAUGUUCUAACUGUGACCCAGAGGGCUCUCAUAUCCUACGUCACAAUCUACCUAGAAUCACAAAAUCAAAUUACGCACAGGCCAUGAACGAUGUAUAUAGUGUAGAAGGAUUUUUGAACGCACUUGAGAUUGAUGAAGAAGUACAGAAAACCGAUCUUAAUAAUAACAAUAAUAACAAGAAGGCUUCUAAGAAGCGAAAUGGGCCUUUGGACCCAGUGUUGGAGGAGCUGGCGGAUGAAUUGGUUUAUGAAUUUGAACUGCAUUACAAAGAAAUAUUUGGUGAUGAUGGGUACUGUGAAAGUACAGACUAUUUUGAUCUUGAUUGCGCAAAAGAUAUAUGGAAAGGCCGCGAUACAGGUCUUGAUUAUGCACACAAACGAGCGAAGGUGAUAGAAAGAGAGAAACAAAACGAAGAGAAGCGGACUGUAUCAAAAGGUUUAAAACAAGUAGAUCGGAAUUGUGCGGGACAGCCUCAAGUAGCUAAACAAAAAAGAACAAGACGGACAGCAGCACAAGUCAAAGCUGAUGAUGAACAAGCAAGACUGUGA